Molecule: messenger RNA, 4251 nt
Organism: Sparassis crispa
Lineage: Eukaryota; Fungi; Basidiomycota; Agaricomycetes; Polyporales; Sparassidaceae
Exons: 11
Coding region: 1-4251 (1416 amino acids)
Biological process (GO): deadenylation-independent decapping of nuclear-transcribed mRNA
Cellular component (GO): P-body
Molecular function (GO): protein binding
Source: RefSeq, a predicted model, not a curated record
AUGGAUCCUAUCGCAGCCCGAGAUAAUGUUUUUUCUCGAGGUCCAACACCACCCCCUCAACCACAACAGCAUUUCCAAGUCCCUCUCCCGCCGCUGAAUCCGUCUCCCAGUCCAUCUCACCGAGAGACUGUUCCUUCUACAUCGACGAGCCGUCUGGACACUCUUCUCCAUGGUUUGAAUGCUCCAUCUGUAUCGCAUGUCAGUCCGCAGCCGAGCAGCGCUGCGAAUAUCUAUCCUGGUCUUCAAGAACCUGUUCAGUCUGGUCCUGCUACGCCGGCUUCUGUGAAUGCCGGUUCAGUGUCUUCAUCUGCAUCUGCUCCGAGCAAUCCCGCUGCGGACAGGCAGAAUGCUUUGUUAUCUCUAUUGGGUGCGGUCUCCCCGCCGUCCUCUAACGCACAAAUACCUCCGGCGAGCGGUCCGCCACCCCCACAGCAGAUUCCUACACCUCCGGGAUCUGCUCCGAGGGGUAUGCCCAGUAACGAGUCGCAGGGAAAGUUACUCCUGGAGCAGUUGAUGUCAGGUAGCGCGCCGAAAUACAACUACCCGGAGACUCAACCCAGUGCCCCCUCUCUUCCAGCAGCAGGUCCAUCUCCGCCCUACAUGCGGAAUAGUCCUGAAGCCCCAUUGCAUCACGAUAUCCCCUACUAUGGCGAAAGCCCGUACCCUUCACACGAACCACCUCGGGACUCAUUGGAACUUCAAGUGCCUCCAUCCCAACAGCGUGCCCCUUCACCAGCACGCAGGUCUAUGUUUGACUUCGUGUCGCCAUUUGACGCGCUUGCGACUACGUCGACGUCUGCGAAGCGCAAGCCAGCCCCGACGCAGCCGACGAACCUUUCUUCUGGCAGCGUCGAAGACAACGCAUGGACCCCCGCCAUCAUGGACCCUAAACGCAAGUCCGUUGAAAACCUGAUGGACCAACUUACGAGGGGACAGGCUGCCCCGGUUGCUCCUCCACAACUUUAUAACGCUCCUUACGAUCCGUACGCCCCUAGCGAGGAUACUAGCCCGCAGGUUGAGCCUGUCCAGCAAGCGAGAAUGUCUCGUCCCCUACCACCUCAACCCCCUCAACCCUCCUCUUCUCCGCGUGGGUCUCCACCUAAGCCUCAAAAUCAGAGGCAGCAACGUAGAUCUACGGAGUCUCCUAUCGGACCUGCACCUGCCACGCAAGGUCCGUUCGCACCUGGAGCUAUUCCGCGGGAUAAGGAAGGUCCUUCCAACGCCGCGCAGCCUUAUAGGACAACGGGUCCGGAAUCUAGAGGUAGAGGUGGACCGAAGGGUAAAAACGUUAGCCCAAGUUCUCAACCUCAGAGUAUUGUCUUUGAUGUUUCUCAACCUCUUGACGAGAUUCAAGCGCCUCCCGAUGCCGUGAAAUCAACAGCCAUCGCCUUGGUCAAGGUGGACUCUACCUUCUUGCCUGGAACGACUAUCGGAGCAACUCAUUGGGUUGCAUACGCGAUGACAAAAGGUCGUGUUCGUGUGAUUUCGCGAUCCAGUGGAGAUCGCACGUUAAUGCAAUUGCCACAACUAUUCCCUCCUUCUACAUCGGUCACCGAUAUGUCUGUUCAUGGUAAUCGACUGGCCGGAGUCACGUCGGAUGGAGGAUUUGUUGUUUGGGAGUUGCCGGAGAUUAUCACUGACGACGUGCCUGGCAAGGUCAUGCUUUGUGUCCUCCCCACUGCUGACGGCGAUGCGCUUCACGCUGUUAAGUGGCAUCCUCAGCGACCAGAUCUGGUGGCCGUAGCGUCAGACACUGAUGUCUACCUUAUCAACAUUGCAGACGCUGCUCACAUAUUUGGUGGUGAACCGAUCCCGCAAUCAGAAUUGCACCGCGUAGGCCAGAUUUUCUCCGUGCCUUCCUCAAUUGUUGCGAUUGAUUUCGACGUUCCGCGGUCGGCACUGGCUACCAUCUCCGAAGACUCUAUUCUGACGAUGUGGAAUAUCAACGACAAGCUGCCUUUCUGGUCCCACAAGGUUCGCGGCGACGACGUCCCCUCUUCGCUCACCUUUGUUGAAGGAGGCGUUGUUGUUGGUCGCAAGAACGGUACUGUUUUCCAGCUGCUAGCUGUCAUGGGUAGGAACGUUCUCUCCACCGUGAAGUUCAUCAACAGCGGCCAAGACGACCCGGACAUGUUCGGCCAUGCCAGUUACGACUCGAGGAUCCAGACGCUGUGGAUCGCGAACAACAGGCGAGACAGUAUGAUUGCGUUCAAAAUUAACUUCGAUAUGCCCACACCGUCUCCUGGAAGUGAAGAGCUUGGCCGAGGAGCAUACUUUGAGCAGGCUGUUGAGUUCUGCGGGCCCAAACCCACAAUCCACUUCGUCAUACUGACAGCUGAUGCCGAUCCCACUGGUGAGGAAGCUCAUGCUGCGUGUGUCGCUGCGAAAGUUCCUCCGGGAGACUUAGCCCUCGUCGCGUUCUCUGUCCAUUCGACUGGCGUAGACCAGGUACUCAUUCGGAAGGAGUGGUACACUUCAGCUCUAGCCUCAGCUUCUGCGAGGUUCCCCGCUUUUGCGUCUCAGCAGCCUCAGGCAAGCGAACCCAAGCCUCAGAGGCAGCCGCCACCGCCGCAGGUUGCGCCGGGUGCCAUCAACCAACCCCCUCCUCCUUCCAUCACGCUUGCUGUUCCUCUGCCAAGACUGAAAACCCCUCCUUCCGAAGAAGUAGAAGGUGAGGGCAGUCGUGACGAAGGAGGGCGUUUCCAGGAGAACAAGGGCAGGAAUGCGAAGGGGAAGAAUGUUGGAUGGAAAGAUAACGACACCACCAAGGACAAGGACAGGGACAAGGAUGGUAAGAAUCGUGGGGAUGCUGCCGUCAUCAAUGAGUCUCCUCUUGGUGUUGCGCUAUCGAAGGAGAUCAGAAAAGUUGAGGAAAGUCUGCACACCCGCAUCGGUCGCCUGAUCGGAAAGGAGUUGGACAAACAACACCAACGGCUGGAGGAUGCUCGUGCCAACGAGCAAGCGGCGGACUUCGUUCGGCAGGAGAAGAUUUUGAAACUUAUCUCCACUGAGCUGACGAAGAACACGACACGCGUCGUCGAGAUGGCAGUGAGGACGGAAGUGCAGAACUCUGUCUUACCCUCCCUUGAGAAUAUCACCAAAAACGAGGUGAAGGCUGCGUUGAGCAACCAAAUUGCGAAGGGCCUCUCAGACUCCAUGAAUCAGAGCCUCCCCAGUGAGGUAGAGCGCAUGCUUCUUCGGCCCGAAGUAUCCUCUCACAUUGCACGAACUGUCUCUUCUGCUGUCACCCCGAUCGUUGAGAGACACGUGAAGGAUUCAAUCACUAAGACCCUUAUUCCCGCGUACACACAGCAGUCUUCGACGAUGCAUCAAGAGCUGUCCCGAGAGAUCCACACGGAGAUCUUGAACUUGAAGAAAGAGGUGAUCACCUGGCAGAGUGAAGCUCUUAGGGGGCAAGAGUCACUGAUUCGAGAUAUGGAGCAAUCAGUGCGAAUGCUGUCGGACCAAGUGAAGUUCCUCACCAUAAAUGUGACUUCUCCCGUUGGCCAUCCGAUGCAAGCUCGAAGCUCUCCUGGUCCUUCUGCUAACGCACAGUACGCCCCUCAGGGAAGCCUAUCCCAGCUGCUGCGACACCCGACAUUACCUCCUGCACCUCAGCACCAGGGCGGAUACCCUCCCUCUCAUGGUUCAUUCCAGCAGCAACAGGGGCAACCACAGCAGCAGCAGCAGCAGCAGCAGGUACCUCCGAUGAUGGCAGGGCCGAUGCCGGGACCUUGGGCUGGUGCUAGCAUUGCAGCGCCGCAAGCAUCUCAUCCCACUGCGCCUCCACCACUCCCUCCGCACGCGCAACAGAUCAUGCGUUCGACUCCUCCAGCACAGUCUGAAGAGUGGGAUGACACCUACCUCGCGGUUCUGGGCACUCAGGACAUCCGACAGCUCCGCGAGCUGCUUGCGCGGUCCAACCCGGAUGUCAUUAUGCCAUUGAACGGUCCAAGCCCUCUUUCUCAAGCAGUGGUACUCACUCUCGUUCAUAGGCUCUCUUCCGUUAUUGGCGAAACGUCUCCUCUUGAUGAGGUCUUCAAGGUAUCUAUGUGGUGGCUGCAGCGGGCAGCAUCCGUCCUCAACACUUCCGACCCGCUCAUUUCUCCUUAUGUCGCGAGAGUGUUGCCCAGUGUCCAGCAGUUGCUGAAUACGACCAAGCAGCGUCUCAACAUUCUCCCUGGCGGACCGAUAGAGGCGACGCGCGCGAUCUCGGAUAUCCAGGAUAUCCUCAGUCGCAAGCCUAUGUAA